Messenger RNA from Cylindrotheca closterium, 1110 nucleotides. The record is from the annotation of a GenBank genome assembly. NCBI's taxonomy places the organism in Eukaryota, Bacillariophyta, Bacillariophyceae, Bacillariales, Bacillariaceae.
AUGGCGCUUGAGUCAAUAAGUAAAAGAACAGACAAGAUUCUAAUUUUGUUACUCCUAUUCGUUGCUUCUGCUGAUGCGCUAAAUGGGAGGAUCUCGCAUCUGGGUCGGCCCGUGCCGAAAACAGUGACGCUAACGCCUUCAACACACGAUACUGUUAAUACCUUGAAUCUAUUGCACACAUCGAAAGAGGAUGCUAUCCAAAUAGAGUCAGAGAUUGAUGUUAUUGAAAACAAUUCCACUCUGGAAGAAAACAUCUUAAGACAGCUGGAUAAGAAAACAAUAGCAAUUGGCUCAUUUGCAACCGGUCUUGUCAGUGUUUCAGCUUUGGCUAAAUUUGGAAUAUUGAAUGGCCCAUUGGAUACCUCGAGCCAAACAUAUGGCGCUUACACAAGUGGAUUGAUCGGUCAAGACAUUGGGAUGACAAUCUUGACUGCAUUCCUCGGAUAUGCUUUGGUCAAGUUGAUAUCACUGGGUUACGAAAAGGAUUUGUAUGGAUCAAAGGUCUCAAGGAAACUGUCACACGUUCUUUCAGCCCCACUUUUCAUGGUCUUUUAUCCACUCUUCUCUGCCGCCGAUGGGAGCCGUUUUUUUGCGGGUGUAGUCAUCAUGUCAAACAUUAUUCGUCUGUAUCUUGCAGGCAUUGGCCUGGAUGAAAAACUCGCCAAUUCAGUAAGCCGAUCGGGAGACAAAUCAGAAGCAUUGGAAGGACCAUUCAUCUAUGUCUGCCUGUUCGAAAUAUUUACACUUCUAUUCUGGAGGAACAGUCCUAUCGGCGCAGUUGCGAUUUCUACGAUGGCUGCGGGAGACGGAAUGGCUGAUUUGGUUGGAAGAAAGUUUGGACGAAACAACAAAUGGUGGUUUUCGAAGGAGAAGUCAAUAGCCGGGACAGUUGCCUUUGUGGUAGCAUCGGCCCUGACAUCGUUUGGAGUUGUGCAGCUGUUCACGACAACAGGCUAUAUACAAUCUGCACUGCUCCCUAUUGAGCUCUUGACACGUGUAUCCAUCAUUAGUGUGAUAUGUGCUCUGGUUGAGUUGCUUCCAUUCGGGGACGACAAUUACAAUGUACCUAUAACUGCUGCUAUCCUUGCAAGCCUACUCUUGCAGUAUUGA